This is a messenger RNA of Maudiozyma barnettii, 2385 nucleotides long. It is a transcript of the gene OPT1, whose product is annotated as oligopeptide transporter OPT1. Gene Ontology annotation, molecular function: oligopeptide transmembrane transporter activity. NCBI's taxonomy places the organism in Eukaryota, Fungi, Ascomycota, Saccharomycetes, Saccharomycetales, Saccharomycetaceae. Bases 1 to 2385 code for a protein of 794 amino acids. The transcript has a single exon. Gene Ontology annotation, biological process: transmembrane transport. The record is from RefSeq and is a predicted model, not a curated record.
AUGACAGAACAGAAUUUAAUUUAUAAAGACGAUGAUAUUUCAUCUCAUAGUAAAGAAGUUUAUAACAUCACUGAAAAAAAUGUUAACAAGACUGACGAAAAAAUAAUAAUAUUUUCAAAUAGUUCAUCAUCAGACAUAGAUGAUGAUAAUGAUACUAAAGAUUUUGAUGCUGAAGAAAAUAAACUCGAGAUCACGGAUAUGGGAAUAUGGGAAGGGGAUAUUUCUACCAUGAAUAAUUCACCUUACCCAGAUGUUAGGGCUGCUGUUCCAACCAAUGAUGAUCCUACUAUUAUAUUAAAUCAUUGGAGAACUUGGUUCUUGACUACAAUUUUUGUAGUAGUCUUUGCUGGUGUCAAUCAAUUCUUCUCUCUAAGGUAUCCAUCGCUAACGAUAAAUUUUUUAGUGGCUCAAGUUGUUUGCUUCCCCGUUGGUAAAUUAUUCGCUUUAUUACCAGAUGUCAAAUGUAAACGUUUACCAUUCUUUGAUUUAAACCCUGGACCAUUUACUAAAAAAGAACAUGCUGUAGUAACAAUUGCAGUAGCUUUAACUUCAUCUACAGCCUACGCCAUGUACAUCUUGAAUGCACAGGUUAGUUUCUACAAGAUGGAUGUAAACGCCGGUUAUCAAUUACUUUUAGUAUGGACCUCUCAGAUCUUAGGUUAUGGUGCUGCAGGGUUAACUAGACGUUGGACUGUAUAUCCAGCAAGUUGUAUAUGGCCACAAACAUUGAUAUCAGUUUCAUUAUUCGAUUCCUUACAUAAAAAAAAAGAAGCAAAAUCAAUAGUCAAUGGAUGGAGUAUCUCUAGAUAUAGUUUCUUUUUAUGGGUAUUAAUUGGUAGUUUCAUAUGGUAUUGGGUACCAGGUUUUUUAUUUGAAGGUCUUUCAUACUUUAAUGUUGUUCUGUGGGGAUCAAAAACUAGGAACAAUUUUGUAGUAAAUACUUUAUUUGGUGCUGAAAGUGGACUUGGUAUUUUACCAAUAUCAUUUGAUUAUACACAAAUUUCACAAGCUAUGUCAGGUUCUGUAUUCGCUACACCAUUUUUUGUAUCUGCGAACACAUAUGCUUCGGUACUAAUUUUUUUUGUUAUAGUUCUACCUUGUCUCUAUUUCACAAACACUUGGUACGCUAAGUUCAUGCCCGUAAUAUCCGGUUCGACCUAUGAUAAUACACAGAGCAAAUAUGAUGUUACUAAGAUUUUAAAUCCAGAUUUUAGUAUCAAUUUUGAAAAAUAUAAGAGUUAUUCCCCAGUUUAUAUCCCUUUCUCUUAUUUAUUAUCUUACGCAUUAAAUUUCGCUGCUGUGACAGCAGUAUUCAUCCAUUGUGGUCUUUAUCAUGGGAAAGACAUCUAUAUGAAGUUGAAGGACAAACAUUUUGGUGGUACUGAUAUUCAUAUGAGAACUUAUCUAAAUAAUUAUAGAGAUUGUCCUGAUUGGUGGUAUGGAUUACUGCAAGUUAUUACGAUUGCUUUGGGGUUUGUCACUGUUUGUGCAUUUGAUACACACUUCCCAGCAUGGGCUUUUGUCGUGGCUCUUAUUAUUGCUUUCGUAAAUAUUGUUCCUCAAGGUAUCUUAGAGGCUAUGACAAAUCAACAUGUUGGUUUAAACAUCAUUACUGAAUUAGUAUGCGGUUAUAUGCUGCCAUUGAGACCUAUGGCUAACCUUUUAUUCAAACUGUAUGGUUUUAUUGUGAUGAGGCAAGGGUUAAAUUUAUCAAGAGAUCUGAAACUCGCUGUCUAUAUGAAAAUAGCUCCAAGGUUUAUUUUUGCUAUUCAAAUAUAUGCCACCAUUAUUUCUGGUUUGGUAAGUGUUGGUAUUCAAGAAUGGAUGAGAAAGAAUAUUGAAGGAUUCUGUACCACAGGUCAAGCGGAUGGUUUUACUUGUUCCAAUGGGCGUACUGUAUUUAAUGCUUCCAUUAUUUGGUCUAUGCCUAAGUAUCUUUUCAGUCCUGGUAGAAUUUACAAUCCUCUUUUAUGGUUUUUCCUUAUUGGAGUUGUAUUAACCUUAGUCGUUUAUUUUAUACAAAAAAAAUUCCCAAAAAACGAAGUCUUGAAGAAUAUUCAUACACCAAUCUUCUUUACCGGACCAGGUAAUAUUCCCCCUAGUACUCCCUACAACUAUUCUCUAUUUUUUGCAAUGUCUUCAGUUUUAUUCACAAUUAAAAGGUAUUGGCCAAAAUGGUUUGGUAGAUAUAACUUCGUGAUGGGUGCCGCUGUAGAAGCCGGUGUAGCGAUAGCUGUUGUUAUUAUAUUCUUAUGCGUUCAGUAUCCAGGUGGGAAACUUGAUUGGUGGGGGAAUAGUGUGUAUAAAAAUACUUAUGACUACAAAUAUAAAAAGUUUUAUACAUUGAAAGAAGGUGAAAAGUUUGGUUAUCAAAACUGGUGGUGA